Messenger RNA from Capsella rubella, 3509 nucleotides. RefSeq names its product probable LRR receptor-like serine/threonine-protein kinase At1g53430. Gene Ontology annotation, biological process: protein phosphorylation. NCBI's taxonomy places the organism in Eukaryota, Viridiplantae, Streptophyta, Magnoliopsida, Brassicales, Brassicaceae. The record is from RefSeq and is a predicted model, not a curated record. Gene Ontology annotation, molecular function: ATP binding; protein kinase activity; protein binding. The transcript is spliced from 23 exons. Bases 181 to 3312 code for a protein of 1043 amino acids.
AGAUAUGAACGAACACUGAAAAGACAUACAUUUUCUCCAACAGUUUAUUUCUUCUUCUUCUUCCACUUUCUCUCUCAAGUCUCAACUUCCUCUGUAUCUCUAUCGCAUUCGUGUCUACUAUAGCCUCUUCGAGAGUCUGUUUGGUCUAUUUCCCCCAGAAAAUUACAAAAAAACAGAGAGAUGAUGGGUUUCAUCUUCUCGAUCGAGAGAGUUGUGUAUGUUCUUCUUCUUCUUCUCAUCUUCAUUUGCUUUGGAAAUUUCGGAUCUAAUGCUCAACUUUUGCCAGAAGACGAAGUUCAAACGUUGCGAACCAUCUUUAAAGAGCUUAAAAACCAAACAGUGAACAUCGAGAGGACUUCUUGUACGGACGGAAAAUGGAACUUUAAUGGCAGCACAUCGCCCAACCCACCAACCAGUAACAUCACCUGCGACUGUACUUUCAACGCCAACUCAACCUGUCAUGUCACAAACAUACAACUCAAAAGUUUCAGCUUGGCCGGAAUAAUCCCAGCUGGGUUCGGAAACCUCACAAAGCUUCAAGAGAUAGAUCUGUCUCGUAAUUUUCUCAAUGGAACAAUACCUGCGACGUUGUCUCAAAUUCCGCUUGAAAUCUUGUCUCUAACCGGAAACCGUCUCUCUGGACCAUUCCCUCCUCAACUCGGAGAGAUCUCUACACUUGCUGAUGUGAAUUUGGAAACUAAUUUAUUCACAGGAUCACUUCCUUCAAACCUAGGGAAAUUAAGAAGCUUAAAAAGAUUGCUUCUCUCUUCAAACAACCUCACCGGUCAAAUCCCUGAGUCCUUUAGCAAUCUCAAGAACUUGACUGAGUUCCGGAUUGAUGGAAACUCUGUAUCAGGGAAGAUACCUGAUUUUAUUGGAAACUGGACUCAGCUCACUAGGUUAGACAUUCAAGGCACAUCAAUGGAAGGUCCAAUUCCAGCUUCAAUAUCAAACUUGAAGAGCUUGACUGAACUGAGGGUAACCGAUUUGCGUGGACCGCCCUCUUCUUUUCCUGACCUGCAAAAUUUGACGAAUAUGCAACGAUUAGUACUAAGAAAUUGUGGGAUAAGGGGACCUAUACCAGCAUACAUUGGUACCUCCAUGAGUAAGCUUAAGGCACUAGAUUUAAGCUCAAACAUGCUAACUGGUGCAAUUCCAGACUCAUUUAAAAAUCUUGAGGCAUUUAACUUUAUGUAUCUGAAUAAUAACUCAUUGACUGGUCCAGUUCCUCCGUUCAUCAUCAACAGUAAAGAAAACCUUGAUCUAUCUGACAACAAUUUCACUCAGCCACCUAUUUUAAGCUGUAGUCAUCUUGAUGUGAACUUGAUUUCCAGCUACCCAUCAGUAACCGAUAACUCUGUUCAAUGGUGCUUGAAAGAGGAUCUUCCAUGUCCAGGAGAUGCAGAACAGUCCUCCCUGUUCAUUAAUUGUGGAGGAAGCAAAGUCAAGAUUAGAAAAGACACAUAUACGGAGGACUUGAACUUUAGAGGACAAUCAACAUUCUCUUCUGUCUCAGAAAAAUGGGGAUACAGCAGUUCUGGACUUUGGGUAGGCAAAGAGGAUGCUCCCUACUUGGCAGAAGACAGAUUUAACAUGAUCAAUGAAUCAACUCCAGAGUACUACAAAACAGCUCGUCUCUCUCCACAGUCACUCAAGUACUAUGGUCUAUGCAUGAGAAAAGGAAGUUAUAAAUUGCAGCUCCAUUUUGCCGAGAUUAUGUUCUCAAAUGACCAGACUUUUAAUAGCUUAGGACGGCGAAUAUUCGACAUUUAUGUCCAAGGAAAUUUGUUAGAGAGGGACUUUAACAUAGCAGAGAGAGCAGGUGGAGUUGGUAAACCGUUCACACGACAAAUUAAUGAAGUUCAAGUGAAUGGAAGUACGUUAGAGAUUCAUUUGCAAUGGACAGGAAAAGGCACAACCAUGAUACCAACACGACCUGUCUAUGGGCCUCUCAUAUCCGCUAUAACGAUUACACCAAAUUUCAAGGUUGAUACCGGGAAAGAAUUGUCCAAUGGAGCAGUUGCAGGCAUUGUAAUUGCAGUGUGCGCGGUUUUCGGGUUGCUGGUACUUCUAAUCCUCAGGCUUACAGGUUACUUAGGUGGAAAAGAAGUGGAUGAAAAUGAAGAGCUUCGCGGACUUGAUUUGCAGACAGGAUCAUUCACAUUGAAACAAAUCAAACGUGCCACUAAUAACUUUGAUCCAGAAAACAAGAUUGGUGAAGGAGGAUUUGGACCAGUUUAUAAGGGUGUUCUCGCUGAUGGAAUGACCAUAGCGGUGAAGCAGCUUUCAUCAAAAUCUAAGCAAGGAAACAGAGAAUUUGUGACUGAGAUCGGGAUGAUCUCUGCGUUGCAACACCCAAAUCUUGUGAAACUUUAUGGUUGCUGCAUUGAGGGGAAAGAGCUUUUGCUUGUGUAUGAGUACUUAGAGAACAAUAGUCUCGCUCGCGCACUCUUUGGUACGGAGAAACAGAAACUUCACUUGGAUUGGCCAACAAGGAAUAAGAUAUGCAUAGGGAUUGCAAAAGGAUUGGCUUAUCUUCACGAGGAAUCAAGGCUGAAGAUUGUUCAUAGAGACAUAAAAGCGACGAAUGUGCUUCUUGAUCUGUCUCUAAAUGCUAAGAUCUCUGAUUUUGGUCUAGCUAAACUCGACGAAGAUGAGAAUACACAUAUCAGCACAAGGAUUGCAGGAACAAUAGGUUACAUGGCUCCUGAGUAUGCAAUGAGAGGUUACUUAACAGACAAAGCAGAUGUUUACAGUUUCGGUGUUGUCUGCUUAGAGAUUGUUAGCGGAAAGAGCAACACAAACUACAGACCAAAAGAAGAGUUUGUUUACCUUCUUGAUUGGGCAUAUGUCUUGCAAGAACAGGGGAGUCUUCUAGAACUCGUGGAUCCAGAUCUCGGUACAAGCUUUUCGAAGAAAGAAGCAAUGAGGAUGUUGAACAUAGCUUUACUAUGCACAAACCCAUCACCAACAUUGAGACCACCAAUGUCAUCUGUUGUAAAAAUGCUAGAAGGAAAAAUCAAAGUCCAACCACCACUGGUGAAACGUGAAGCAGACCCAAGUGGUUCGGCUGCAAUGAGGUUUAAGGCCUUUGAGCUUUUGUCACAAGACAGCGAGUCGUCACAGGUCUCAACAUAUGCAAGAAACGGUCAACAACACAUAAGCUCCUCGUCGAUGGACGGUCCUUGGGUUGAUUCUUCCUUCUCUGAGCCUAGCAAAGAUGCUGUUAACCAACAACAGCAAGAAGAAGCACGUUCAUCGUCUUCGUCGAGGAAACUUUUAGAUGAUCUCACCGAUGUGAAGAUUGAGUAAUGAAUAAAAAUGUAAAUCAUUAAAGAUUCUUUUAUUCAAUUUACGGAUCAGCAACAAUAUUCCAUCCAGUAAGAAAUUAUUUUCAGGUUUUGUUAUUACCGCUGUAAGUUUUCUUUGGUUUGAUGAGUUUGAUUUAUUAUGUUGUAGUGUAAUUAUGAGUUAAAUAAGCUGAGUUAUUUAUGAGUUAAGUAAGAGCA